CUCCAGGCUCACCCUGACCUCUCGUCCCCACCAGGCGAGCGCCCCCGCGCCAAGGCUUUCAAGGAUAUGCUGUAUUCAGCUCAGGACCAGGCACCCUCUGUGGAAGUUACAGAUGAGGACACAGUAAAGAGGUAUUUUGCCAAGUUUGAAGAAAAAUUUUUCCAAACCUGUGAAAAAGAACUUGCCAAAAUUAACACAUUUUAUUCAGAGAAGCUCGCAGAGGCCCAGCGCAGGUUUGCUACACUUCAAAAUGAGCUUCAGUCAUCACUGGAUGCACAGAAAGAAAGCACUGGUGUUACUACGCUGCGACAACGCAGAAAGCCAGUCUUCCACCUGUCCCAUGAAGAACGUGUCCAACAUAGGAAUAUUAAAGACCUUAAACUGGCCUUCAGCGAGUUCUACCUCAGUCUUAUCCUGCUGCAGAACUAUCAGAAUCUGAAUUUUACAGGGUUUCGAAAAAUCCUUAAAAAGCAUGACAAGAUCCUGGAAACAUCUCGCGGAGCAGAUUGGCGAGUGGCUCAUGUAGAAGUGGCUCCAUUUUACACGUGCAAGAAAAUCAACCAGCUCAUCUCUGAAACCGAGGCUGUAGUGACCAAUGAACUUGAAGACGGUGAUAGACAAAAGGCUAUGAAACGUUUACGUGUUCCCCCUUUGGGAGCUGCUCAGCCUGCACCAGCAUGGACUACUUUCAGAGUUGGCCUGUUUUGUGGAAUAUUCAUUGUAUUGAAUAUUACCCUUGUGCUUGCCGCUAUAUUUAAACUUGAAACAGAUAGAAGUAUAUGGCCCUUGAUACGAAUCUAUCGGGGUGGCUUUCUUCUGAUCGAAUUCCUUUUUCUACUGGGCAUCAACACGUAUGGUUGGAGACAGGCUGGAGUAAAUCAUGUACUCAUCUUUGAACUCAAUCCAAGAAGCAAUUUGUCACAUCAACAUCUCUUUGAGAUUGCUGGAUUCCUCGGGAUAUUGUGGUGCCUGAGCCUUCUGGCAUGCUUCUUUGCUCCAAUUAGUAUCAUCCCCACAUACGUGUAUCCACUUGCCCUUUAUGGAUUUAUGGUUUUCUUUCUUAUCAACCCCACCAAAACUUUUUAUUAUAAAUCCCGGUUUUGGCUGCUUAAACUGCUGUUUCGAGUAUUUACAGCCCCCUUCCAUAAGGUAGGCUUUGCUGAUUUCUGGCUGGCCGAUCAGCUGAACAGCCUGUCAGUGAUACUGAUGGACCUGGAAUAUAUGAUCUGCUUCUACAGCUUGGAGCUCCAGUGGAAUGAAAGUAGGGGCCUGUUGCCAAAUGAAUCAGAAGCUUGGCUUCGCUUCAUCCAGUGCCUGCGUCGAUACCGAGACACAAAAAGGGCCUUUCCUCAUUUAGUUAAUGCUGGCAAAUACUCUACAACUUUCUUCAUGGUGACGUUUGCAGCCCUGUACAGCACUCACAAAGAACGAAAUCACUCAGACACCGUUGUGUUCUUUUACCUGUGGAUCGUCUUUUGUAUCAUCAGUUCCUGCUAUACACUCAUCUGGGAUCUGAAGAUGGACUGGGGUCUCUUUGAUAAGAAUGCUGGAGAAAACACUUUCCUUCGGGAAGAAAUUGUAUACCCCCAAAAAGCCUACUACUACUGUGCCAUCAUCGAGGAUGUGAUACUGCGCUUUGCUUGGACUAUCCAAAUCUCAAUUACCUCUACGAGUUUGGUGCCUCAUUCUGGGGACAUCAUUGCUACUGUCUUUGCCCCACUUGAGGUUUUCCGGCGAUUUGUGUGGAAUUUCUUCCGCUUGGAAAACGAACAUCUGAAUAACUGUGGUGAAUUCCGGGCUGUGCGGGACAUCUCUGUGGCCCCCCUGAAUGCAGAUGAUCAGACCCUCCUAGAGCAGAUGAUGGACCAGGACGAUGGUGUCCGGAACCGCCAGAAGAAUCGGUCAUGGAAGUACAGCCAGAGCAUAUCCCUGCGCCGGCCUCGCCUCGCUUCUCAAUCCAAGGCUCGUGACACUAAGGUAUUAAUAGAAGACACAGAUGAUGAAGCUAACACUUGAAUUCUCUGAAGUCUAGAUUCACAUCCUUGGUUUUUCCUACUCUACAAUUCUUUCCUCGACCAACGCAACCUCUAGUACCUUUCCAGCUGAAAACAGGAGAAAACGCAUAACACAUUUUCCGAGCUCUUCCAGAUCGGAUCCUAUGGACUCCAAACAAGCUCACUGUGUUUCUUUUCUUUUCUUCUGGUUUAAUUUUAAUUUUUCUAUUUUUAAAACAAAUAUUUACUUCAUUUUGCCAAUCAGAGGACAUUUUAAGGAACAAAAACAUAGUAUCUUAUUGAUUGUUUACAAUCACAAGGACACACAGAUACCUAUCAAGAUGAAGAACAGGCAUUGCAAGGACCCUCUGAUGGGACGGUACCGAGAAAUCUCGGCCUCCACUAGACCCGGUUUUGACUGGUUGAAACCGGACAUUGGUUUUUAAAUUUUUUGUCAGUUUAUGUGGAGAUUUUUUCCUUUCCUUCAUACCCAGCGCAAAGGCACUGGCCGCACUUGCAGGAAAAGUGCAACUUAGAGCAGUACCUUCAUUCAUGAAGCUACUUUUUAAUUUGAUGUAACUUUUCUUAUUUCGGGAAGGGUUGCUGGGUGGGUGGGGAAAAUGAUGUAUUUGUUACAUAUAGUUUUCUCAUUAUUUAUGAAACUUAACCAUAAGAGAAUGCUAUACUCCUGUGCAAUGAAGGCGAUCGCAGUGAAAGAAGACAGGGGAAACUACUGUUGGAUGGCAUUGAUGAGGGUUAGGCCCACAUACCUCUUUCGGGAGACUACUUGCACCGCUUUGACUUUUUCUUUCUGUUUAAUUUUAAGCCAAAGUUUCCUUACUAACUAACUUUUUAAGUUGCUGCUGCUUUAGAGUCCUAAGCAUACAUCUCUCGUAACAGGGCAUCCCACACACUUCCACACCACCGGCUAAAAUCCCUGUGAGAAGUUCUGAUGCCUUUUUUUUAAGGAACAGAUGUGGAACACAUUUGCCCGAAUUCCAGCUAAAUCUGAAGCCUUAUUAUGCUUCAGCGUGUAGGGUAUUGUAUGUAACAUGUAGUAACUCUGAAUUAGAAUACAGAGCUAUUUCUACACCCUUAGUAUAGAUAGUUUUUCUUCUGAGCUCACCCACUUUUGGCAGAGUUUGAUCAAAUUAAAAAGCCUGUCGUGGGGAAACUGUAUUUUUGAGCGCAUGGAACAAAUUAUCCUUUUCCACAGUACAUUGACUCAGAAGAUCCUGGCAGCCAUGUCCCUCAGCAGUUUUAAAGAAUGAACAUUCGAUUUCAUGCCCUCCCAUGAUAGAAAACUUGCUUUUAAACUUUGGGGGAUCUAAACUUGAUUGUAAAGUACAUUUCUUAGACUUUUCAGACUGUUAUGGUCUACACACAAUACCCCUUUUCACUUCUUUGUCUCAUUUCUUCCCUUUGUUCCUAAGUCAUCCAAAUAAAUCCGAAACCAUAAAGGAUUUUACCUUCUUGAAUACGGUUGGCAUUAAAUUUAGUAUUUCCUUGUCCAACACAAGUUGUACGAAUACCAGGAGGCAGUAAUGUGCACUGUGAUGCCACCCUGCCUCUGAGACCCAGGUGAAAAGGAAGUUUAUGCCUGUCAUUUUCAGCCUCAUUUUAGACAAAGGAACAAGUGGAAGACCAGCUAGUCUUAAAAACAUGGUGACUGCCCCUUGCCACAUACCCCUUUUGUCAUCAGCUCUUCCUCCAUGUACUACGUGUAAGUCUUUAUGCAUCACUGUCCGAAUCCCAGCAGGUUACAUUAAAGUUACUGUUAACUACCAAACUUCUGUCAAUGAACUAACAGCAUUUCUUUUCAAAGGAGUUUCUUCCAUCUCUAUAUGACAAGCU
Tupaia belangeri chinensis (Chinese tree shrew) is the source of this 3848-nucleotide messenger RNA. It is a transcript of the gene XPR1, whose product is annotated as xenotropic and polytropic retrovirus receptor 1. NCBI's taxonomy places the organism in Eukaryota, Metazoa, Chordata, Mammalia, Scandentia, Tupaiidae. Gene Ontology annotation, molecular function: inositol hexakisphosphate binding; phosphate transmembrane transporter activity. Gene Ontology annotation, biological process: cellular response to phosphate starvation; phosphate ion transport. The record is from RefSeq and is a predicted model, not a curated record. Gene Ontology annotation, cellular component: Golgi apparatus; plasma membrane; cytoplasm.